CCCAGGCUCAGGGCUGGAGCCUGCGAACCGUGUCGACGAAGAUGACAGCUCGAGCCUUCUGGCUCCUCUGCUUGAUCGUUGGCUCAUCUCCCGAAGCCCCAGUGGCGGAGAGAAAAGCCUCGCCGCCCCACAACAGGAAGCCCGACCCCGGCGGCGGCGCGAGCGCCGAAGACACGCCCGGGCCCCGGGCGCAGCCGGUCCCCGAGGCCCCGCGGCGGGCGCGCGCGGCCGAAGCCGCUCCCGGCCCCUGGUCGGAGCCUCGGCGCCGGAAGCCCCCGCCGCCCGCCGAGAACCGGGAGCCCUGCGCGCGCGCCUGCAGGGCCGACCUGGACGAGCGCGAGUCCUACUGUGCGAGCGAAUUCGGUGAGCUCCGCCCUGCAGCUCCGCCCGGGCCCGGCCACGCGGACCCCUGA
This is a messenger RNA of Equus quagga, 413 nucleotides long. Its product is annotated as serine/arginine repetitive matrix protein 1-like. NCBI's taxonomy places the organism in Eukaryota, Metazoa, Chordata, Mammalia, Perissodactyla, Equidae. The record is from RefSeq and is a predicted model, not a curated record. The transcript is spliced from 3 exons. Bases 42 to 413 code for a protein of 123 amino acids.